Molecule: messenger RNA, 5893 nt
Organism: Salvelinus namaycush (lake trout)
Lineage: Eukaryota; Metazoa; Chordata; Actinopteri; Salmoniformes; Salmonidae
Product: histone-lysine N-methyltransferase, H3 lysine-36 specific-like
Exons: 18
Coding region: 1-4986 (1661 amino acids)
Biological process (GO): regulation of DNA-templated transcription
Cellular component (GO): chromatin; nucleus
Molecular function (GO): protein binding; histone H3K36 methyltransferase activity
Source: RefSeq, a predicted model, not a curated record
AUGAGUCGGCCCUAUGAACUGCCUAUCAGCAAUGCUCAGGCCUGUCACACUGACCCAACAUUGACCUCUGCCCCCAAUGACCCCUUCUCUCCCUCCUCAAAGCACAAUAACCCCAAUUCUAGACUAGACCCUCCACGUGCCAUGCAGAUGUCCACCGCCCCUGCCCUCAAACCUCCAUCCACCUAUGGGUUCAUGCCCAAGGACCUAUCCUCUUCCUACAGUCCUCUGAGAAGGCUACAGCACCUGACCACCAUGGUCAGCCACCCGGACCUGGUACAGCUUGGAGAGGGGGAGAGGGAGGUCUCGCACACCCGGAAUGCUGUUGGGAAAACUGACUUUGGGAAUUCCUUGGCCCUCACAGCUCCCCAGCCAGGCAGGAGAGACACAGACACCACACUUGAGCGUCAUUCCAAGCCCUCUCAGACUCAUUCCUCAGUUCCAGUAGUAGAAAAAGUGAAGAAGCAGCCGGAAGUCCAAACUGGCCUGUGGUUCAGCAAACCAGGAAAAGACAGGCGACUCAUCACUGCCACCUCCAUAUCUAAACACAGUUCCUUUAGCAAGGGCCCCUGCAAGAAAAAUACUCAAAUUGCAGCUGCUGUCAACAGAAAGACACAAGUGUCCAGUGUGGCAAUCAAGGAAUGCUCUAGUCAUCAGUUGAAGACUCCAGUGUCCAGUGUAAUAGUCAAAGAAAUGACUGCUGAUCAGUCGAAGACUCCAGUGUCCAAUGCAACAGUCAAAGAAAUGACUGCUGAUCAGUUUAAGACUCCAGUCUUAAGUUUACCCAAGCUCUCGGAUCAGUCGAAGGACCUGGGCAAGCAGCCUGCGCAUCUGCCCGCUAGCAACCGCCUCAUGACCAGAGCCCUUAAAGCUAUGGAGGAAGCUGAGCGGAAGGUCUCAUCUUCCACAAACACGCCCUCUGAUAAACCAGAGACCAAAACAAACUGUUAUACAGAGGACAAACCUUCAAAGGUUGACAACGAUAAUCAGAUCAUAGCUUUGCCAAAUUGCUCUUCAUCAAAGUUCACUAGGUCGAAGGACUUUGUGGCAGAGGUUAAGACAGAAAAUGAGAGCUUCUUUGUAUGCCAGAUGCCUGCAGACUUCAUACCUCUAACUUCUGGGAAGGAAAAGAAAGAGAACUGUGUGUCUCACAUCUCCUCCUGUUCCUCUCCCUCGCCAUGCUUCUCUCCCAUGGAUGUCUUCAAAGACAUCAAAGAGUUAUCCUUCAAGUCCCUGGAAUCAAGUGAUGGUGAUGGAAAACAUGUGUCUUUUAAACCAGACACUAACUACAAGUUCAGUACUUUCCUCAUGCUGCUGAAGGACGAGCACGAUACCAGGGAGAAACAUGGUACACCCUUGGAGCUGGAAAUCGGACCACCCAGUGCCCAUGUAAAAGAGGAGCCUUCAGUGGUUCCACCCAUACUGGGAGAAGAGUCACUCAGUCAAGGCCCUAUUCUCAGUAAAAGUCAACAGUGCAAGGGCAAAACAAAGGCCAAACCCAAGCUCAAGUCUUCUCUGAAAGUAGAAAUCCCACAACUUGAAGGCAGCAUAAACCAGGACUUGAAAAGGUCAGCCAAAAAGAGAGGCUUGUCUGGGACUAAAAAUAAGCCUAAUGGAAAAGAGCCUUGUGGUAAGAGGUCUUCUGGACCUGGCUACCUUGGGAUGGAGGCCUCACACCAUCUUUCGAUCAAUGCCUGGCAGAAGUUUGACCAGGAUUCAGGGACAUUAGGGGGGUUGGGGGAGGGCUGCAGUGGGCUAAUGAAUGAGAGACUACAGAACAUGGUGCCUUUGGAGCAGGGUGGUGCAGACCCAUCGGUGUCCUUUCAGACAAAGACAAGGUUGGACCAGCAGAUUAUCCCUGCCAUCAAUUCUGCAAACACUACACAAAGUACUGGGGAAGGCCAGGAGGCUUCCACAGAGGAACCAUCCAAGACCCCAAAUGGACAAGCCCCUCCCCGAAUAGAGAACACUCCCCCUCAAGAUGCGCCUAUCCUGUCCAUAGAUACUCUAACCCUGCCUCCUGAAGCAGACCCUUCGCUGUUGUGUGACAGUCUUACAAAGAAUGUUGGUGACGUUCCUUACUUGGAAACCAUCCGUAAGAGACAGAGAAAACCCACUCUGAAGAUUCUGGAAUACUCAGAGGCUGCCACAAUCCCAAAGAAAAAGACCCAGAGUUGCAUGGAGAGGGGGUCAGACAUCGACCUCACCACGCACCCCACUAAGGACACUAAUCUCCAUGACGAUGGGAGGGACACCAUAGACCCAGAGGGUUUUACAUCCAGUUUCGAUGACAGCUUUUCAUCCAUGAGGGAGGAGUCUUCACAGUGCGAUGACACACUCUUCCCCAAUAAGAAGAUCAUAGUGGACAGAGGGGGCGCGGCCUCAUUGAAGGAGAAUGUGUGUCAGGUAUGUGAGAAGACUGGGGAGCUUCUACUGUGUGAGGGCCAGUGUUGUGGGGCCUUCCACCUCCAGUGUAGCGGCCUCACAGAGCCUCCUAAAGGGAAGUUCGUCUGCCAGGAGUGCAAGUCUGGUGUCCAUACCUGUUUUGUGUGUAAGAAGCCCGGGGAGAACGUGAGGCGCUGUAUGAUCCCAGUGUGUGGGAAGUUCUACCAUGGAGAGUGUAUCGCCAAUCACGCUCCCGUUGCCCCCCUGCACGGGGGCUUCCGCUGCUCCCUCCACGUCUGUCUGUCCUGCUUCAUCACUAACCCUGUCAACCCCUCCGUCCCCAAAGGUCGUCUGACACGCUGUGUGCGUUGCCCUGUGGCGUACCAUGCCAACAAUUACUGCAUGGCAGCGGGCAGUGUGGUUCUGGCCAACAACAGCUUCCUGUGUCCCAACCACUUCACCCCCCGCAGGGGAAUCCGCAACCAUGAACACGUCAACGUCAGCUGGUGCUUUGUCUGCUCUGAAGGGGGCAGUCUGUUGUGUUGUGAGUCAUGUCCUGCUGCCUUCCACCGGGAGUGUCUGAACAUCGACAUGCCCGAGGGCAGCUGGUUCUGUAACGACUGCCAGGCCGGGAAGAAGCCCCACUAUAAGGACAUCCUGUGGGUCAAAGUGGGCCGGUACAGGUGGUGGCCUGCGGAGGUCAACCAUCCCAAGAACAUUCCGGAGAACAUCCUACGUAUGAGGCACGACGUAGGAGAGUUCCCUGUGCACUUCUUUGGCUCCAACGACUACCUGUGGACCUACCAAGCCAGAGUCUUCCCCUACAUGGACGUAGACACCAACAACAAGGAGAAGAUGGGGAAGGGUGUAGACGUCAUCUACAAGAAAGCUUUGGAGGAAGCUGCUCGCAGGUUUCUGAAACUGCAGGCGGAGAAAGAACUGAGACAGCUUCAGGAGGACAGGAGGAAUGACAAGAAACCCCCUCCAUACAGACACAUCAAGGUGAAUCGGCCAAUCGGGAAGGUGCAGUUCAUCAUGGCCGACCUAUCAGAGAUCCCACGCUGUAACUGCAAGGCGUCAGACGAGAACCCGUGUGGCAUUGACUCUGAGUGUAUUAACCGCAUGCUGAUGUACGAGUGCCACCCCCAGGUGUGCCCGGCGGGCAAUGGCUGCCUGAACCAGGCCUUCACCAAACGCCAGUACAGCCAGGUAGAGAUCUUCAGGACGCUGGCACGAGGCUGGGGCCUCCGCUGUGCCCAUGACAUCAAGAAGGGGGAGUUUGUGAAUGAGUACAUAGGAGAAGUGAUCGAUGAGGAUGAGUGUCGGGUCAGGAUCAAACAUGCCCAGGAUAACGACAUCUGUAACUUCUACAUGCUGACUCUGGACAAGGAUCGGAUCAUUGAUGCUGGGCCAAAGGGGAACCAGGCCCGCUUCAUGAACCACAGCUGCCGGCCCAACUGUGAGACACAGAAGUGGACGGUGAAUGGAGACACACGUGUGGGGCUCUUCACUCUCAUAGAUGUCCCUGCAGACACAGAGCUGACUUUCAACUACAACUUGGAGUGCCUUGGGAAUGGGAAGACUGUGUGUAAAUGUGAAGCUCCAAACUGCAGCGGCUUCCUAGGAGUUCGGCCAAAGAACAACCCUCCAGCAGAUGACAAGAGCCGCAAACUGAAGAAGAAGGUCCUGGCUAAACGGAAGAACAAGAUGGAGGUGACCAAGGAGAGGGAGGAUGAGUGCUUCAGUUGUGGGGAUGGGGGACAGAUUGUGUCCUGUAAGAGACCAGGCUGUCCCAAGGUUUACCACGCAGACUGUCUCAACCUCGCCAAGAGGCCUGCAGGUCGGUGGGAGUGCCCGUGGCACCAGUGUGACCUGUGUGGUAAGGAGGCAGCCUCCUUUUGUGAGAUGUGUCCCAGCUCUUACUGCACACUGCACCGCGACGGCAUGCUCUUCAUCUCCAAGCUGGACGGACGGCUGUCCUGCAGCGAACACGACCCCUGUGGACCAGACCCCCUGGAGCCAGGGGAGAUCAGGGAAUACCUACCCGACAUCUGUGCUCUCUCACCGGGCCUGGGGGCUGGCGUAGUUAUCCCUGGUGCUGCUGUGGCUGGUGCUGCUGCUACAGUCACUACCACAGGGACAGGGGACCCCCAGCCGUGCCCUGGUCCUGAGUCUGAGUCUUUCCCCCCUCUCCCUAGCUCUAGCCCCAUCUCUAGCCCAAUCUCUGGCCCCUCCUUUGGCCCCAUCUCUGGUCACUUUUCUGGCCCAAUCUCUUGCUCCUUUUCUGUCCCAAUACCUGUCCCAAUAUCUGGCCCCAUAUCUGGUCCCUUCUCUGGCCCCAUCAGCACCCCUCUACCCAGCUCUGAGGCCCCCGAUAGCGCUCACCUAUUCCUUCCCCAGUACUCACCCAUCUCUUCUUACGAAGAUGAGAAAGAAGAAAUUGAGGAUCCUUUGGGUGAAGAGGGGGAUGGAGAGGGGAUGGAGGGAGAGUUGGAGGAUGGUGAGAUGGAGGGUCUUGAGUUGAAAGAUGAAGAGGAUGAGGAGGAGGAAGAAGAAGUAGAAGAACAAGAGGAGGAGGAGGAAGAAGAAGAACAAGAGGAAUAAAGAGAUAAUUUUUCAACAACUCUGCAUGGUGGCUUAUCAUUCCACACAGUCCAUACAGGGGGAGGGGACAUGUACACUGAUCAGCCAAACUACAGAAUAGCCCUGUCAAUCACUGUUCUUAUUGUCCAGUGAGCAUGUGAUUGUCCUAAAGGUCUACCAUGUGGGAGAAGGGCUACCUGCUUGUUCUUGAGGGUGGGCCUGAGCUCAGCAUCAUGUAGAUUCACUCAUCUUUGUAUAUAAGGAUAUGUUCUUGUCCAGAGGAUUUAUAGAUCUGUGUAUUCACACACCGCCUUGUUCAGUCAGACCCCCGAGAAAUAGCAGGAUGUUACAAUGGGGUCUGGAGCUGGUGUGUCGAGACGGAGUAGGAUGGAGUUGCCCCUGGACACUGAUUUGUGGUCACGUCUAGCGUUUUCCCCCUAAUAGUCAAGGUUACGGUUUGGGGUGGGUACACUGAUCCUGGAUCUGUGCUUAAGGGCACAAUGGAGUAUGAUGGGAACUGUAUUCAUAUAGCUAGGCCCAUUUGGAUCUCUUCAUGGUUCGUUGUCGAAGCUGCUGGUUUUUGUUUUAGAACAUGUUUACACUUCUGCACCUCCUCUUGGAGGACACAGCAACUAACUUAUCUGCAGGGUCAUCUUUUUCAAAGGGGAGACUGAAGAGAAGCGGUACAGUGCUGUCAAAGGCACGGAUAUCCCCUCAUGAGCAAGUAGCCUAUAGUGUGUUAGAUGAGCCUGUCUCUGUUUCUCUCUGAAGCAACUCUCCUGCAUGGCACAAAUGAGUAAUGCUGUGAAAUGAGUACGUCAGCCAUGGAAAUGAUUAGUCACACUAUCAACCAGUCCUUUCAUCCUUGUCAUUGUUGUGCAGUGCACAGUCUAUAUCCGUAUCUGUUGAUGAUCAUUAAUCUACUGUC